Messenger RNA from Homo sapiens (human), 826 nucleotides. It is a transcript of the gene TEKTIP1, whose product is annotated as tektin bundle interacting protein 1. Gene Ontology annotation, cellular component: sperm flagellum; axoneme; axonemal A tubule inner sheath. NCBI's taxonomy places the organism in Eukaryota, Metazoa, Chordata, Mammalia, Primates, Hominidae. The record is from RefSeq and is a predicted model, not a curated record. The transcript is spliced from 3 exons. Gene Ontology annotation, biological process: flagellated sperm motility. Bases 48 to 806 code for a protein of 252 amino acids.
AGCUGAGAACAGAAAGGUUUAGUGCUGACUUGGGUGCUUGGGGUGCGAUGUGUGGGGAGAGGGGGAGUCAGCCUCUCUCCUCAAGCACCCACUCUGGGGUGAGGGGUACAGGGCUGAAGGACAGACUCCAAGUGGCGAGGGAGGGAGACCCCACGCCGUGGGCCAGGCCUCUACAUCAUCCACCCUGGCAGACAUCGCAAAGGGGUCAAAGCACUCGCUGUAGACAUGGGCUCAGUCUCUGCCCCCUGCCCACCCUCAGCGAUGACUACCUGUCCCUGGAGGGUUCCCGCUGGCCACCAGCCAUCAGGCAGGCCACACGCUGGAAGUACACGCCCAUGGGACGGGACGCAGCCGGCCAGCUGUGGUACACAGGCCUGACCAACUCGGACGCCUGGGAAGCCUGGUACAACCUGCCACGGGCCCCGGCCAGCCCCUUCCGCGAGGCCUACAACCGCUGGCACAGCUGCUACCAACACCGUGAGUGCAGCAUGCCAUCGGCCUACACCCAGCACCUGCGGGAGACCGCCUGGCAUGACCCCAUCGUCCCUGCCCAGUACCAGGCCCCCAGCACCCGGUGGGGGAGCGCGCUGUGGAAAGACAGGCCAAUCCGGGGCAAGGAAUACGUGCUCAACAGGAACCGGUACGGGGUGGAGCCACUGUGGAGGGCAUCAGACUACGUGCCCUCCCUGUCGGCACCCCAGCGCCCGCCCGGCACCACCCAGAACUACCGGGAGUGGGUCCUGGAACCAUACUGCCCCUCCACCUGCCAGCGGUCCCCGCCUUCCCUCACACCCACUCCCCGAUAAAGGCAUGCUACCAGGAUGCA